AUGCCUGGCCUAGUAGAAACCAUGACUAGUAAUAACAGUCAAACAAUAGAUAAUGACAGUCAAUUUAAUCAAUUUUAUUUAUCCGAACUAAGUCGAUUUAAAUCAUUUGCAAGUUUACCGAUAUUUCCAUCAUUAACACGUCACCAACUGGCAAUAGCUGGUUUUCAUUAUCGAAACGAAAAAAUUUGUUGUCCAUCAUGCGGUGUCUCAAUUAAUAUUGAAGAUUUAGAUGUUAAUAAAGAAUAUGAAUCAAAUUAUUUUCGAAAACUUCAUCGUAAAAAAGUUUCACAAGUUGGUAUUCGAUGUUCAUUUUUAUUAGAAGAAACUGGACAAAACAUAAAUGAUUUAUCUCCAUCGCUAACUAAUGAUCGACCACCUGAAGAACCAGAGUAUGCAAAUUAUGAAAAACGUUUGGAAACAUUUUCAUCAUGGCCACAUCGGAAUAAGGAUGAAACAGAAACGUCAAAAACAUCCUAUGUUACACCAGAAAUUAUGGCAAAAUUUGGCUUUUUUUAUUCAGGUCCGAAUGAUGGUGUCACUUGCUUUACUUGUGGUAAUAUUUUGACGGAUUGGACAGAGGCAAUUAAAUCCAAAAAUGAAAAAAUCGUACAAUUAGAACAUGCACGUUUUUUUCCAAAUUGUCCAUUUAUAGUGCAUCUUGCUGGUCCAAAAUAUACAGCCAGUGCCGGGUUUUUUCACGUCGUAUCGAUGAAAGAGCGAACACAGCGUAAUCCAAUGUCACAGCCAGUUACUCCAAUUUUAUGUCCUCUAGCUGUGAGACCGUUACAAGAAAUAUCCAUACCAAAAUCGGUUGAAGAAUGCAUUUUAACUUACAAUGAUUGGCCAUCAAAUGCUCCUGUACAAGCAAAGGCAUUAGCACAAGCCGGUUUUUAUUAUGUUGGUAAAGAUUUAGAAGUUCACUGUUACAAAUGUGGUUUAACUGUGGGUGAUUGGCGAUCGGGAAUGACCGCGAUUGGUACACAUCGAAGGCGUAUGCCAUAUGAUUGUGAAUUUAUUCGAGCUAUUGAUAGUACAAGAGUUGGAAAUAUUCAAUCGGUUAAUGAAAAAUGGAGAUUAGAAACAUUAGCUGGUUAUUCAUUUGAUUUUGUUAGAUCUUCUUCAUCAUCACGUCCAACAACAACGAAUUUUGAUGAACAGGAAAAUAGACAAACACGUGAUAGCGAGGCUGAUAAACUUUUAUGUCGUGAAUUAGCUGCUUGUGGAUUUUAUCGUAUAAAAAAUAAGAAAAUAAUACGUUGUGCAUUUUGUGGUGUCACUAUUGAACCAAAACCAAAUCAGUCGAUCAUGUCACAGCAUCGAGCAAAUGUCAAACAAAUAGUUUUACCAUCAGAACAACAUGAUCAUUUACAAGUUCAAUCACAAUAUCAUUCUUCUGUGGAUUGUAUUAUGGUUCGGUGUCAAUGUGCAGCCAAUAUUCCUAUAGAGCAUAGAGCAAUGUUUCCAGAAUAUCCAAAGUAUCGAUCGAUUUUUGAUCGUUUAAAAACAUUUCAAGAGAAAAAAUUAGAAACAUUAUAUGGAUUUUCAAUACGAGAAAUUGCUGAUGCUGGAUUUUUUCUUGAUGCUGAAAAACAUUUACGUUGUUUCCAGUGUGGAAAUUCUUUACCAAUAAAUGCAAAGAAAAAACGUGAAAAAUAUUCAGAAUAUAAUAUUCAACAAUUACAUGCACAUUUCUAUCCAACAUGUGAAUAUAUUAAAGAAUUACUUGGUUCAAAAUACAUUGCUCAAGUUUUACAUGAUUUAUAUCGAUCAAGUAAGACUAUUGUUUAUUUCACUAAUGGCGUGUCUAUUAUCUUAUGAUGAUUCAAAUUUUUGUUUAACCCUUGUACUACUAAUCAGGGUCCAAAUGGACCCUGUUCUCGGAAAAAUGAAAAUAAAAUGAAAAUAUUUUGUUCAGAGCUCCGGUUUUCGCCAUGCGAAAGAGGAGACUUGAGGGCAUAUUUUCACAAGCAAAAUUAUUUUCAGAAGAGUUUUCUAAAACAGGUUUUCUAGGAGAUCUUUGAAAAAUCAGGUCGUAUGUCAGACUUUUCCAAUAGGAUUGUAUUGAUUUUUUUUCAUGAGCUGAUAGCCCGAGAUGUUUUCUUGAAAAUGGAAGCCAGGCGAGGCCUUGAUUUUGCGCGGUUCGGGCGUUGCAUCGGAUUUCCUACGAGUCCUAAGACUAACACCCGAUGACUAUUGGUAGCCUUAAAGACGGAUGGAC
This is a messenger RNA of Didymodactylos carnosus, 2218 nucleotides long. The record is from the annotation of a GenBank genome assembly. Lineage: Eukaryota; Metazoa; Rotifera; Eurotatoria; Philodinida; Philodinidae.